Phytophthora infestans T30-4 is the source of this 1270-nucleotide messenger RNA. RefSeq lists its product as uncharacterized. Gene Ontology annotation, molecular function: phosphatidylinositol binding. The transcript has a single exon. The record is from RefSeq and is a predicted model, not a curated record. The coding region runs from base 315 to 1172 and encodes 285 amino acids. Lineage: Eukaryota; Oomycota; Peronosporomycetes; Peronosporales; Peronosporaceae.
AACUAGAUUUUAUAGGCGUCGAUCAGCCGUCCAAGGAAAAGUCAUUGGAGACUUCCGGUUAAAGAAAAUAUCAACUUGGUGCAGGUCGCGUUUCAACCGCGCAAUGCGUCAACUCACUGGGACAUGAGAGCAAGAUUACGACGUGAGAGGUUUACCACCCCGAUAAAUCUCAUCAUUGACAGCGCAUGAAAAAAAAAACAUUCUUGUCGCAGUCGAAGGCUGCCCAUUUCAACGGAUCUUUGAGCCCAUGUAUCGCUUUUAGCUUCUCCACUGAAAAGACGCCGAGUGGCUUCACUUGCACUCUUCCAACAAUCAUGGUAGGCUCUCGUCGCGUACGGAGGCGGUCCGUGCCAACUUGUCCAUUCCUCCCGACGUAUGUGGCGCUGCUAGAGCCGCUGCACCUGAGAAUGCAAUCCGCUCGCGACAGCAAGCGGCCUCUCUUCAUCCUGCAAGUCCAACGACGCAGUAUUUCCAACAAUGACAGGCACAGCUCGGCCGGUAGCAACAACUACUGGAGCGCUCCACGUCCAUUUGAGGAAUUUGAGGCGCUGCACAAACGGAUGAUAAUGGCACUUCAGCACGGCCAUUUUUGCAACGCGGGAUGCCCAUGGCUUUUCUCGUUCCUAACAAGUGAGUUCCCGAAAAAACACAUUUUCCAGCGGAAUUUCAGUCCGAAAACCGUCGAAACACGAAGAGAAAAGCUGCUGGAGCUGUUGACGUCCACGGUCGAGUUUCUACUGGACAGGAAAAACCACAAAUGCACCGUGGCGACAAUCGACGUUGCCAAGCUCUUGGUCGAGUUCCUUUACGGUGAUGAUACCGUCGCUCACUUCAGUGUGAAGUCGCUCUCUGAGUCGGAGACUUCCUCGUCGAGUAACAACUACAGUCAACUUCAAAGUCUAGGCGUUUGGUGUGAAGGUGGGGGAGACACAGGCAGCCACGACAACAAUGCAUGUAGUAUGCUGAGUAUCUGUGGCGUCUGCAACGGGUCCUUGGUCUGUCAAGUGAACGACAGACCGAGAAUCAGUCGUGUCAAUUCCAGUAGUCGCCGCCGAUCCUCCGUCUACGAGACAGUGUUGCAGUGCGGCCACCAAUUUCACGAUGAAUGCAUCGUGCCCGUGCUACACGAGACGCUGCGCUGUCCGACCUGCCACCACUUAGAGAUCCAGUAGCGAUGAUGGCAGAAAAGAAGAACUCAAAGGCAAAGGCAGAGGCUUAAUAAUAACGCCACAGCCCGAUGACAUGAACCCUUGUGGUAAUCCCGAGCAGC